Molecule: messenger RNA, 2134 nt
Organism: Stylophora pistillata
Lineage: Eukaryota; Metazoa; Cnidaria; Anthozoa; Scleractinia; Pocilloporidae
Product: protein unc-50 homolog
Cellular component (GO): Golgi membrane
Source: RefSeq, a predicted model, not a curated record
ACGCAUCCUGGUAAAAUUAUUACAACUUCUCGUUACCUCUGAAGUGGCCACCGAGUUGAGGGUGACAAGAGGUAAACUCGUUCGUUCUUCCAUUCAUUCACCUUUGAUGUCGUUCACUUCGUUGCGUAAGUUCGCUUGCAGUCUUUCUGAUUUAAAUCAACUGAUCAAUUGAAAAGCAUAAAAAAGUAAGGAAACCCCUGCACGGAAAAUAUCAUGUAAGGAAAACUACCGAAAUAUUUCAGAUUUGUCACAGAAUUGAGAAAGAAUAGUGAUAAGUGUCUGUGAUUCUUUUCCUUUCGUGUUUAGAUUCAGGAAACAGCGUGACGUUUUUUGAUUUUGCGUGACGUGUCACGAGAGAAAUUCGCCUGCAAAGAAUCAUGGAAAACUUUGACGUGUCAACGCAUGCGCAGGAUAUUAACAGAAAACAAACUUGUUUUGCAGUUUUCAGUGCUAUAUGCGACAAGAUUACUUGGUGCAUGAACCAAAAACCACUUUUAAUGACAGACUGUUUGGUUGUUACGAGUAGAAUAUAGAUAUUUUAUUGCAAUGCUACCGGAGCCUGCAAAUUCGUCAUAUUAUUCGCAAUCAAAGAAGCGUUCGCGAUGUAUGUCGACCUCGAUGCAGUACAAGUUUCUUCGCCGGAUCUUAAAAUAUCGACACAUGGAUUUCGAAUUUGCCCUGUGGCAGAUGCUUUACCUUUGCGUAUCACCGAGAAAAGUAUACCGAAAUUUUCAUUACCACAAACAAACAAAAGACCAGUGGGCAAGAGAUGAUCCUGCUUUUCUUGUGUUACUUAGUAUUUGGUUGUGUGCAUCUUCUAUUGGCUUUGCUGUGAUGUUGAAGCUACCCUUUUUAGGAUUUUUAAAGUUUUUACUAUGGGUUGUCUUUGUGGAUUGCAUUGCUGUGGGUCUUAUUAUAGCAUCAUUGUUAUGGUUCUUUUGCAACAGAUACCUGAGGAUAUCCACUGCACAUGAUCCAGGACAAAGAGUAGAAUGGGCUUAUGCAUUUGAUGUUCACCUAAAUGCAUUCUUCCCCUUGCUGUUAAUAUUACAUGUCAUCCAACUCUUUUGUAUGAAGAUUAUCAUUGACAAUCCAUGGUUCAUAUCAAGGUUUAUUGGAAACUCACUUUGGCUUAUAGCUCUGGUGUAUUACAUUUAUAUUUCUUUCUUAGGAUAGAGUGCAUUACCAUUUCUUCGAAGUACUGUGGUGCUACUGUAUCCUGUCUUGUUGGUGGUGAUAGGAUAUAUUGUAUCUCUUGCUGUGGGCUGGAACAUAGGGCAGACAUUUUUGCACUUUUAUGAGUAUAGAGUGGUGACUCAGACUGCUGGCUUGUCUCAGACUAUUAGCUGAAUGUCAGGCAGGAAUUUCCAGGAGAUCAGUGGAUGUUGGCCAAGGGAUUAUUAACAAAAAGUCGUUAGCCUAUGCAGUGUAGGUCCUCUUUACGAGGCUGGAAUAGAGCGGGUGUAAUACUAUGGACAAGAAUGAAUAAUUGCAGCAGCAAGGUUUUUAUUUCUAGAUGCAUCAGAACAUAGGAGACAUUUUUGGAUGUACAUAGUGUAUCUAUAAUUAUCAACCAUUUUGAUAAAUCUAUGACUUGACUGUGCAUUCUAGUACUUAACAACAGUCCAUAGACUAUAGGAACAAAAAGAGAUAUGUGCACGUAACUAGCCUGUUCAAGUGGCAAUGCCAAGGUCUUUGGAGAGGAUAUUAAUUCAUAGAUAUAUAGAUCCUAUCAAUGAGCUUCCUUUUACCAUUAAUUUCAUUGUAAGAUGUCACUCAAACUAGUUUAAAAAUGUUUGUCAUGCUAUUGUUGGGAAGCAAUUUGUUAUGAUGAAAAAUAUUAUUUACAGGUUGGAAAUUCUGCAGAAAUGUAUAAUAAAGUAAAUUAUUACAAGGUGAAAAAGAAUUGCUUUUUAAUUACUGCUUAAUACUUGAUGACUAGCAAGGAUUGGUCUGUGACAGCUUAAAAUAGACCAUUUCCCAGCCACAAGAAUAAGCCCAUAUCUGUAGAUAAACACUGUCAAGUUUUAUUGGAUUUGUCUUAAAUAUCAUCCAACAUUCAUUGCAAGACUUAUCUUUGCACAAGUAUGCAUCUGUUUCUAUUUGUUGUAAUAAAAAUAUAACAUUUAGAGAC